AUGGGCUCCGGUUCCUCCUCCUCCCCCGCCGAAUCUGAAGGAAGGCAGGCGGCAAAGCGAGCAGCCCGCCUUACCCGGAUCUCCUCAAGCAGCUGCAGCCUCUGCUCCAAAGUGAGCAUGAUGCACAAGGAGAAUUUGCCAGAGGAGCCAAAGCAGCACCAUCCUGCUCAAGCCGCAGUCUCAUCCGCUGCUUCCAGAGGGAGGAGCCAAGCUGCUUAUGCUUCUAAGGAGAGGAGCACUCCUGAAGGUGUCAACAUGGACGAACAUGGAUUUAUGUUUCGGUUCAAUUUCCCUCGACCCAAAUAUGAGUACGGCACCCUGGAUUUCGGUGAGGACGAUGAAGAUGAGUGUUUACCGAGGCAGAGAAAACCUCCGGAGGUAAGGAAUGCACUCCGUGAGAAGAGAGUCGCGUUUCGGCAAAAGACCGCGCGCCUCCAUGCCAAGGUAGCUCUGCGUAAAUACAACAGAGCAAACAGCACCAAGUUUGAGCUGGUGGAGGUACGAGUGAUCCGUCAAUUUUGGGAGUUUGGAGGGGGCUGCAUCCAUUACAACUUCACCGCUAAGCCACAGGAUCAGCAUUCUGCUGAUGACGACAGCACCAAGCUCUUCUUCUCUGAAAUAGACUCCCCUUUCCAUGGCGAGAAUGAUGUGCUCCUGUGCUGCAUUGUUGGGGAAAAUGAUAAUGGGCAUUGUCACGGCUGCGAAGGCUUCAAGCCAACCGUUGUUCACCCUAGUAGCCAAGCAUAUGGCGGCGGUUGUAGUACGUGCAUUGAUUUUGCUGGUUCAGACGGCAGCUCAGAGAGUGAUUAAAUACUCAAAAUCUUGCAGUGGCUGAACUCGG
Molecule: messenger RNA, 841 nt
Organism: Triticum dicoccoides
Lineage: Eukaryota; Viridiplantae; Streptophyta; Magnoliopsida; Poales; Poaceae
Exons: 5
Coding region: 1-810 (269 amino acids)
Source: RefSeq, a predicted model, not a curated record